Lates calcarifer (barramundi perch) is the source of this 1653-nucleotide messenger RNA. It is a transcript of the gene bhlha15, whose product is annotated as basic helix-loop-helix family, member a15. Gene Ontology annotation, molecular function: protein dimerization activity. NCBI's taxonomy places the organism in Eukaryota, Metazoa, Chordata, Actinopteri, Centropomidae. The record is from RefSeq and is a predicted model, not a curated record.
AGAGCUGGAGGGGAGCGUGUCUGCUCUCUGAUUGGCUGAGCAGCGCGACGUGUACAUCAGUCAGCUACAGGUAGCUCUCACAUGUGACAGUUGGUCUGUGUGAGUCUGCAGCACACGGCUCCGCUGCCCUCUCUCCCUCUGCUCUGUUCCUCUCUAUGAUGACGCUUUAAAUGACUGUCUGCAUGGAGACGCUUUUUCUGUAAACACUCAGGAGGAGGAAAGUUAGUUUAACUCCCGAGGGUCUAUUGGAGUUGUGAGAUCUACACUGUAAGAGAGAGAGAAGAGGUGAAGGAGGUGGCAGGAUGAAGUCCAAAGGUAAAGCUGUGAAACCAUCCAGGAGGACCUGGUCUGACCCAGAACCAGAGCUAGAACCAGACACAGAACCAGAACCCGGCUCCAGCGAGCAGGAAGGCUCGGAGGCCUCGGUGCGGAUCGGUGGCUCCUGGAGGGGGUCCCUGAGGAGCGUGGACAGGAAGCGUCAAGGAGGAGGAGGCGGAGGCCGGCGGCGGAGGCAGCACGGCUCCAGCACCAAAGAACGCAGCAUCCGGCGACUAGAGAGCAACGAGCGGGAACGCCAGCGAAUGCACAAGCUCAACAACGCCUUCCAAGCGUUACGAGAGGCCAUCCCGCACGUCAAGACUGACAAGAAGCUGUCCAAGAUCGAGACACUGACCUUGGCUAAGAAUUACAUCAAAGCUCUGACCACCAUCAUCCUGGACAUGUCAGGGGCCUGCCUGCCUGCUGGUGGGGUCCAGUCGGAGGCCAGCGCCGCCAAGCUGCUCCAGUGCUUCCAGCAGCACCUGGAGGAGGACGGGGAGGACGGCGUCACCCAGUACCUCACCCAGAUGCACAGCUUCAGCCAGCACAGCUAACAGCGGCUGCAAGGUGGUCUGGAGACCAGGAGAGCAAACAGGGGGCUUGGUCUCCAAGUGUGUGAAGACUUUUAGGGACCAAAUCUCAAACCAGUUCCUACAGUUGCACUGUUCUGAGAUCUGGUCAGUUGUGGUGUUUUCUGUAGGAACCAGGAGCUGUUCCAGAUCAUACAACUCCAUGCUUGAACACAGACGUGGGCUGUGUAGAACUCACAAAAUAUGGAACGAUUUGAGGCCCAUUCACCCAGCAGACACAAACUCUGCAGAUCAGACAGAGAAAACCAGAUGGACUGCAGUUUUGAAAAGUGAAAAGACUCAUUUGUUAUUGAAAAGAAGGGCUAACAUUUUGCCAUUCUGUGUUUUUUUUUAAAUUUCUAAUCUUCUAUGUUUUGAUCUGAGGCAGGGACUUGUUCUCUUUUGUGUUAUCUUGUGAUCUUCUUGUGUGUUUUCUGUUGAGAAACCUGCUGAGCCCUAGCCUCUAGUCAUAACUGUCACAUCCAGGAAGAAGAGAGAGGCAAGCAGCAGGCCUAAACAGUCAAGUGUUGAAGCUAGAAAGUGUGUUUGCUCAUUCGCUACCACCAAUUUGAGAACAUUAUUUACUCGUCUUCUUACAGGUUGUGCGCCGGUACAGUAGCUGGAAGGCAGAGAUGAUGUUUAAAGUGUUUGCUGUUUGAAUUGUUAUGUCUCCACGUGUCUCGAGGCAGGACACUGUAGCAAAAAAGACCAGGAGAGGAGAGAAUAUUUGAGAAGUUAUCAUCAAUAAACACAUUUAUUUAUUGAA